This is a messenger RNA of Danaus chrysippus (African queen), 762 nucleotides long. The record is from the annotation of a GenBank genome assembly. Lineage: Eukaryota; Metazoa; Arthropoda; Insecta; Lepidoptera; Nymphalidae.
AUGCCAAAAUGCAACAAGACAAAGAACCCUUGCAAAAUAUGUUUAGGGCAAGUAUCAGAAAAGACUGGCUUACAGUGCCAGGGUGCGUGCCAGACUUGGAUACAUUAUGAAUGCUUGAACUACACGCCCGGGAAGAUAAAGGAUAUAAAGGCUGGCAUUAUUAAGGUGACUUGCCCGUGUCCGGAUUGCAAAACAACACUGCCCAAAGAAUAUAGAACUGAUGAGCCGUUUAGCUGCAGCAAUAUGAAAUGUCCGGCAAACAUGCCGCCUCAAUGCGGUAACAUCGCCUGUCCCACGAAUAAAGGUAUGCCAAAUGUAGAGCAAAACCCAGUUCUCACCGGCUGUGCUUUAGAUAGAUGUGGCAAAGGUUGUAAGACGAACAGCCAUCCGCAGGUGGAUCAUUGCCCUCAACCCAAGCCGAUAUCCCCAUGUGCCCCCCCAUACCACCCACUUCCGUAUCCUGCGACCUCUUCAGAUAAAUGUCUGAACUUCAAUGCAUGUCCAUCGGGCUGUUCGUCAAACGUCGAUAUUCCGGGCGAUUGUGGCUCUAAAGACGAUGGCAUCUUAUCAAUGGGAACUCUUGAGAACAUGUGCAACACAGUCGGUCAAUUGACAAACCAAAUCAAUAAUCUAAUGUCGAAAAUGAAACACAAUGUUAAAGACAAACAUGGCUACGGUAAUCACAAAGCAUGUCCUCAAACAGGACCAAAGUCCUUGUGUCCAAAACCGUGCUUCUGUCCUGGAAACCCGGGAAGGAGAUAA